This is a messenger RNA of Striga hermonthica, 1044 nucleotides long. NCBI's taxonomy places the organism in Eukaryota, Viridiplantae, Streptophyta, Magnoliopsida, Lamiales, Orobanchaceae. The record is from the annotation of a GenBank genome assembly.
AUGGUGAAGCUCUUCUCAUGGCGUCGCUCAAUUCUUACGAAUACGAAUUGCUCGCGGCCGUCCCUCUUAAUCUCUCGUUUCCUUUCCGGACGCCCGUCUCCACCUUCACAGGACCAACAACAAUCUGACAAGAGACCCAAAACCAUCUCGCAACCACAUGCGAGUAAUUCGGAUGGGGCCGGAGAGAAUUCGGAGCUGCCUUUCGAUUUCAUGUACUCUUACUCAGAGUCGAGCCAGGGCGCUAAGCCGAUUGGGUUCCGCGAACCCCCGAGAUUCUCCCCAUUCGGGCCGGGCCGAAUUGACCGGGACUGGGAUGGGGUUUGUGCCCCCGCCAAGCACAAGCUCGACGUUGACAAGCUCACGGAGGAGAGGGAAAAGAUUCUCGGAGACCCGCUCUCAGAGGAGGAGAUCGCCGAGCUGGUGGACAAGUAUCGCCACUCCGAUUGCUCCCGCCAAAUCAAUUUGGGUAAAGGAGGUGUUACACACAAUUCACUUGAAGAUAUCCAUAACCAUUGGAAACGAGCAGAGGCAGUGAGAAUAAAAUGUUUGGGAGUGCCAACACUUGACAUGGACAACAUCUGUUUCCAUCUCGAGGACAAAUCUGGCGGGAAGAUUAUAUAUCGCCACAUAAAUAUCCUCCUUUUAUAUCGUGGGCGCAACUAUGAUCCUAGAAAACGACCUCAGAUCCCACCGAUGUUAUGGAAGCCAUAUCCACCAAUAUAUCCCAAGCUGGUGAAGAAAGUUGCUGAUGGUCUGACAUUCGAACAAACUAAAGAGAAGCGAAAUAGAGGACUUACCUCUCCUCCACUUAUGAAACUUACGAGGAACGGUGUGUAUGUAAACGUUGUUGAGAGAGUGAGAACAGCGUUUGAAACUGAAGAUGUCGUGAGGUUAGACUGUGCUCAUGUGGGCAAAAGCGACUGCAAGAGGAUUGGCGUCAAACUAAGAGAUCUGGUUCCUUGCGUUCCUCUCUUGUUCAAAGACGAGCAGAUCAUACUGUGGAAGGGAAAUGAGAAUAAUCGUGGAGCUUUCAAGCCAAAAUGA